GGCGCAAAUUACAUCCGGGUCCUCAAGGUGAUGUGAGCAGAAAUAUGGUGGCACCCGAAGCAGAAAAAGAGGAGAGGAAAAAGACCAUCGGAACGUUGAUAUUUUCGCUCAAAGUAUUUCUAUUUGGAGAUGAGCAAUAGCAAUAUACAGAUGGAGUGAUAUAAUAUAUAUUGGGUGCCUGGAUCAUUACCCUUUUUCCUUGGAGUUACAGAAGCUGCGCAGGAUUAUUCCACAACACCACAGAGAAAGCAACACGGAAAUUGUUCCGGAGCGUCUCCGGUCAUCCGGAUUGCCGCAAACUCAACGAAAUGUAACACAAAACUCACCUUGAAAUACCAGUCCUAUUCAUCAUUUGGAAAUAUCUAAACACUUUUAGAAAGUCUUGAAGGCAUAACAUAAAUAUAUGGAUGAAUUUCACCGUAUUUAAUCAAUUUUCUGUCCUACUUUGAUCUAAAAACACAACAUGUCUGUAGACGCAGUGGAAUUGGACGUUAGUACCGUCGGGGGAGGGCCGAAUCACAGCGGACCAUCGCCGGGAGGUUCGGCGGGUAGGAGGAGGGUGAAGAGUCGGGCCUACACCGCGGAGGAUGAAGCUCUCACAGAUAUCGCAAAAGCGGAAGCAGAAAAGGCGGAAACGAAGCUUGCUCAAAGAAGGCAAGCGAGGGCUGAGGCCAGGAAAAUCAGAAUGUUGGAAUUGGAAAAGCAACAAAAAGAAGUUGACGAGAAGAUGGAUAUGGAAUAUAAAAUGCAACAAGAAGAAAAAAAGACUCAGCUUAAAGAGCUCCCAAGUUCUAGACAGAAAUGGUACCAUCGCCGAACCUCCCUGCAAGUGCCUAUGAUUACGAGUAAUAUGAGGAUGAACAUGUUAACGAAGCAAGCAGAGAUGGUGGUAGCGGCAGGGUCUGGGAGUUCUGGUAGCAGACCUUCCUCUCGGAGAGGCAGCACAGAAUCUGUGGAGCAUGAUCUUUUGAAGGGGUCAACAAACUCUGAGGAGGUUCAGGUACAUGUAGCACCCCAUAGGGGUGGCAUUGACCCCCGUGAAUUGGAGCCUCUGAAGGAUGCGGUGGCUGACCUUGAAGAGAAGUACAAGAAAUCGAUGAUGACCAAUGCUCAGCUGGACAAUGAGAAGUCCACACUGGUCUACGAAGUCGACUGCCUCAAGGAUGUCCUGGCAGAUCAAGAGGAACAUAUGAUGGAGCUUAGCAGAGAAGCCAGGGAUAAACAUAGAGACUUAGAAUCGAAGAAGCGUGAGAAUGUCGGAUUGAAGAGAGAGGUAGACAUUCUGAGGGAAAUGGUAGAACAACGGGAUCAACUCAUUUCGGAACAUGGUUUAUUACUCGUCGGAGGAGAGCAAGCAGACGGGGACUCUUCCAAACCUGUACAGCCAAAGGUCGGAACCAUCGUAGUGGUAUCGCCCGAGGCGGCGGAACUCUUAGAAGUCGUCGGUGACGGCCCCCUCGAUGUCAGGCUAAAGAGAUUUGUCGAGGAGAGAAAAGAACUUCUUGAGCAGAUCAGAAAACUUAAGAUUGAGUUAGAGGAAUCAAAAGAAAGGGCAGAGAACGCGGAAAGGAGAAGAGCGAAUCCCAUCACAAUAAAUGGACCAGAUUUAGAUGCACAUGAUUUACAAAGAGAAGCAACAAAACAAGUUGGUGAAUACAAGUUCAAGUUACAAAAGGCAGAACAGGAUAUCACAAAUCUAGGUGGACAGGUUGUGAGACUAGAAGGUCAGGUCAGAAGGUAUAAAACAGCAUCAGAAGUAGCAGAAAAGAAUGAAGAGGAACUCAAACUAGAAAAGAGGAAAAUGUCAAGAGAGCUCCGGAUAUUACGGGAGAAAGUAGAAGAAGUCGAGACAUCGAAUACGCAUUUACAGAAACGACUAGACAAAUUCAUUAAACGAAAACCGGAACACUGAUAGCUGGCAGUUGCGUAGAUUUUAAGCUUCUAUUUAACCUACAGAGUACGUCAUUUGUAUUUUAAUUUUCAAGGUAAUGAUUGGCCUGGCUUGUAUAUCAGUGAAUUUCUGUUGAAGAAAACAGUGAUUGAAUAAACCCAUGGAUGUAUAGGUCUGUAUUCUUAAAGUGAUUGUUUAACAUUGGUUUGACUUUGAAAAAAUCUGAGCUAGAAGGUCACACUUGUCACCUGUGUCUG
This is a messenger RNA of Lytechinus variegatus (green sea urchin), 2148 nucleotides long. Its product is annotated as leucine-rich repeat flightless-interacting protein 2-like. Gene Ontology annotation, biological process: regulation of DNA-templated transcription. The record is from RefSeq and is a predicted model, not a curated record. The coding region runs from base 464 to 1912 and encodes 482 amino acids. Lineage: Eukaryota; Metazoa; Echinodermata; Echinoidea; Temnopleuroida; Toxopneustidae. The transcript is spliced from 14 exons.